AUGGAACGAUGUUCUUCAAUCGAACUUCGUCAAUCAUUAACGAAAAUCUUUCUUUUUCUUCUUCUGUCAUUUUUUACAACGAUUGUGAUUAAUAUUCUAUUAUCUAUAUUAAUUUUUAAAACAUCUCCAUUAUCAAUCUCAUCAUCAUCGUUUAAUUUACUAUCAACAAGUCAUAUAUUUUUUCCAUCAGAUAUCACAUCUUUGUAUUAUUCUCCCCAACAUCAUCAUGAUUUACAAACACAAUAUCAAGAACAAGAAUUAUUAGAAAACAAACGAACAUAUACAAAAAAUCAUUCACAACAAACAAAUAUUUCUAAUGAUCGUCGUCACGAAGCUGAAACAGCUCUACAUUUAGCCCUUAAUUUAGUAACAUCAAAUAAAUUUAAUAAAGCACGAAAAGUAUUUGAACAUGCAUUACGUCUUGAUCCAUAUAAUUCUGAAAUUCUUGUUGAAUAUGGACAAUAUCUUGAACAUCAUCAUAAAGAUUUAAUAAAUGCUGAACAUUUCUAUACACGUGCACUUGCUAAACAACCAACUCAUCUUCGAGCAUUAGAAUUGAAAAAACGUACAUUACCAUUAGUCGAAGAAAUUGAUCAAAAAGAUUUUAAUUUUAUUGAUAAUCUUCUUAAAGAAUUUUAUCGAAUACCUGAUAAAAAUCCUUAUUUAAGACGAGCAAAACGUGAUGCUUAUUAUUUACAUAUAUAUCAUUCGAAUGGUAUUGAAGGUAAUACAUUAAGUCUUCGUGAAACACAAUAUAUUGUUGAAACACGUUUGGCUAUUGGUGGAAAAUCACUUAUUGAACAACAAGAAGUUCUUGGUCUUGAUUUAGCUUUACAAUAUGUUAAUUGUACAUUAGUAAACCGUCUUGGUUCCAUAACACUUGAAGAUAUACUUGAAAUUCAUCGUCGAGUUUUAGGUUUUAUUGAUCCUAUUGAAGCAGGUCAAUUACGUAAACAUCAAGUUUAUGUUGGUUCAUUUAUUCCACCAGCAGCUGAUGAAGUACCUAAAUAUCUUGAUGAUUUUCUUAAAUGGCUUAAUUCAUUAGAAGAUACACGUGAUCUUCAUGCUAUUGAAUUAGCUGCUAUAGCACAUUAUAAAUUUGUUUAUAUUCACCCAUUUUUUGAUGGUAAUGGUCGAACAGGACGUUUAUUAAUGAAUUUAAUUCUAAUGAGAUUUGGUUUUCCGCCCGUAAUUAUUCAAAAAUCUGAACGUUUUAUUUAUUAUUCGCAUUUAAAUCAAGCUAAUGAUGGAGAUGUUCGACCAUUAAUACGUUUUAUAGCAAAAUGUACGGAAAGAACAUUAAAAGAAUUUAUUCAUCAAUCACAACCAACAAAAACAACUAGACAAGAUUUAAGAUUAAACGAUGAUAAUGAUAAUGGAAGAAAUUUUAUUGAAGAACGAGUGAUUAUAAUUGAAUAG
This is a messenger RNA of Rotaria sp. Silwood2, 1419 nucleotides long. The record is from the annotation of a GenBank genome assembly. Lineage: Eukaryota; Metazoa; Rotifera; Eurotatoria; Philodinida; Philodinidae.